AUCUUGGACUUCAUGUACACAGCAAUCCAAUACAAGGCUCUAGCUGGUCAAAACACUUGAUCUAUAUCAUGAUGGCCUCCUUCAUUACUCUUAUCAUCUCCUUGGUUGGCCUUGUAACUCUGGGAACUUUAACUUCUACAGAGGCUCGUGCAUUCUUCGUCUUUGGUGAUUCUCUGGUUGACAGUGGCAAUAACAACUUCUUGGCAACAACAGCAAGGGCCGAUUCCCCUCCUUACGGCAUUGACUUCCCGACUCGCCGAGCAACUGGCCGCUUUUCCAAUGGCCUUAACAUUCCUGACAUUAUCAGUGAAUAUCUCGGAGCUGAGCCAACAUUGCCAUACUUAAGCCCAGAGCUCCGCGGGGAGAGACUGCUUGUGGGCGCAAACUUUGCAUCAGCUGGAAUUGGAAUUCUCAAUGAUACAGGAAUUCAAUUUUUGAAUAUAAUUCGUAUCACCAAGCAACUGCAAUACUUCCAACAGUACCAACAGAGGCUUAGCUCUCUUGUCGGCCCUGAACAGACACAACAGCUAGUGAACCAGGCCCUGGUUCUCAUCACUCUUGGAGGCAAUGAUUUUGUCAACAAUUAUUACUUGAUCCCUUACUCUGUGAGAUCCCGCGAGUUCUCACUGCCUGACUACGUCCGCUACAUUGUCUCUGAAUACAAGAAAAUUCUUGCCAAACUAUAUGAAUUGGGCGCUAGAAGAGUUCUGGUCACCGGAACUGGACCCCUCGGCUGUGUACCAGCAGAGCUUGCAAUGAGAAGCAGGGAUGGCCAGUGCGACGUCGAGCUUCAGAGAGCUGGCGACAUGUUCAACGGUCAACUUGUCCAAAUGAUAAAUGAUCUAAACUCCCAACUCGGUUCUGAUGUCUUCAUCGCAGCAAAUGCUUUCAGAAUGCACAUGGAUUUCAUUUCCAACCCACGAGCCUACGGAUUUAUCACCUCAAAGAUCGCAUGCUGUGGGCAAGGACCGUACAAUGGCAUUGGCCUAUGUACUAUUGCAUCCAACUUAUGUCCCGAUAGAAAUCUUGCAUUUUGGGAUGCUUUCCAUCCGACCGAAAGAGCUAACCGGAUCAUUGUGAGACAAAUCCUGACUGGCUCCCCGGACUACAUGAGCCCGAUGAAUUUGAGCACCAUCCUCGCCCUGGACGCAAGGACUUAAAAGCAAUUCAAUGCUUGAAAGUUUGGCAGGUCCACUCCAUUCAUAUCUACUUAUUAUCUCUCUCUUAUUUUGUCUGCAUUUUUGUAGUCAAAGUUAUUCAUGUUGUAUGCUUGCAAUUUCUAGCAUGUGGUGAUGUCUUUAGAACAAUAAGUUUCUGUGUCACUUCCUCUGUCAAACUAGUCUUUGUUAUUGAA
Molecule: messenger RNA, 1354 nt
Organism: Dioscorea cayenensis subsp. rotundata (Guinea yam)
Lineage: Eukaryota; Viridiplantae; Streptophyta; Magnoliopsida; Dioscoreales; Dioscoreaceae
Product: GDSL esterase/lipase At5g33370-like
Molecular function (GO): hydrolase activity, acting on ester bonds
Source: RefSeq, a predicted model, not a curated record